Messenger RNA from Orbicella faveolata, 1588 nucleotides. RefSeq lists its product as uncharacterized. The record is from RefSeq and is a predicted model, not a curated record. NCBI's taxonomy places the organism in Eukaryota, Metazoa, Cnidaria, Anthozoa, Scleractinia, Merulinidae.
GAUCUGCCAACAGAAUCAUUGCGUUAAUGAGUGUCAUGAGUAUACCAUCAAACUGAUACGGUGGAUAUGUGUAGUUGUCGUCUACGCGAGCACGUAGUUCUUGUCGAGUACUUUGUAGCGUGACUGAAAACAAUGUCAUUGAAAAAAUAAAUGUACUUUUCAUCAUUUUAAAGCACGUGAAAGACCACCCUUUUCGAAGAACAGCCCUAUCACAAUAUUAUCAAAAGCAAGUCGACCCUGUGUUGUUACAUUCGAAAGUCCGUGAGUGAAGAAUUCUUUUCCGAGCCAGAGUUCGUUUGCCUGAGUUGUAACUAAGAUGUACGUAUGGCGAAAGCUCCUUUUCCUGUUAGCUGCGAUACAUGAAGCGAGUGGCACAUGGGUCAAAGGACCAGGUAUCAAGUACUAUUUAGCUACAUGUGGCAGACAAAACUGUGACUCGGUAUGCGGGACAUUUGGGUUCCAGUGUGCUAGAACUGGCCAAAGCUUCCCGCCUACCUCCGCCUUAUGGAUAUUCCAGUCUUUGGGAAUCUCGUGUAAAUCCUUCAAUUCAACUGACUAUUACACAUAUCAAGACAGUCCGAACUACGUGGCCGAGUCGCCGGGAAAUGAGGACUGGGUCGGCGUAUGUCUCGGAUUCAAGUCUAUACCCAGUACCAUCGAUUGUCACACGGCCAAUAAUACUUACGUGCGCAGACUUUGUCCAUGUUACGACCCUUCAGUAACCCAGCAGCCUGUUACAACAAGCCUGAAUCUCUCUACUCCCACACAACGCAAAACCACCUCCACCACCACAAGCGCCGCUGCAACCACCGCGGCUUCCACCACCACCAGCACCGGAGAGGACAGGAAGACGGAGAGGACAGCGCUAAUAGUUGUUGCCGUUAUUGCUGCUGGCUUGGUGAUUUGCUUGUUAAGCUUAGCAUUUCUACUGAUGUGGAAAAGAAGGCAGUUGAGAGGGAGACGAAACAAGAAACAGGACAGCGAGAAGCUUCGUGUCGGAUAUCAUAAGAGCAACAACAAGAUGGCUGUGCCAGAUAUGAUAGAUGGGUUGACAGUGGUGGCCGACAUAGAAGAAGAAAACAGCUACUGUGACAUGAAAUUCGCCGGCCGAUCACUUCCCAAUACCAAGGACACUAAAGUCAAUUGUUUGGCGGAAGACGAAAGCAGUUAUGAGAACACGUUUGAACAAGUCUCUGAAAACAUUCUGUAUUCAAGCGUCCCUGAAGGAACCAAUAUGGCCUUUGCAGCUGACAACAACAUUCCACUUUAUGACAGAUUGGCCUAGGUACGUCUGUUGAACUGAACGCAGCUGAAAUCUUUGUGCCGACUCUGCUUCGAGGCGAGGGCAGCUUAAGAAUGAAGUCGAUAACGAUAAGACUGAAAUUAUUUGUAUGAAAUAGAGCAUCAAAGCUUGAGGGGAAAUCAAAAAUAUGAUUCAAAUCUUUUAGACAUCAGUAAAACAACUACAUUUAGGUUAAGUGCACUUAAUGAACGGAAGAUCGGUUUUGAUUAAUGUAGCUAGCGUAGGUUUUAAUGGUAGGUAGGUAGGUAAGACUUUAUUUUACGAGGGUAACAUUUGACAGUAUUA